Molecule: messenger RNA, 3348 nt
Organism: Vidua chalybeata
Lineage: Eukaryota; Metazoa; Chordata; Aves; Passeriformes; Viduidae
Gene: RFESD
Product: Rieske Fe-S domain containing
Exons: 4
Coding region: 236-859 (207 amino acids)
Molecular function (GO): 2 iron, 2 sulfur cluster binding
Source: RefSeq, a predicted model, not a curated record
GCCAUUUCCAUGUGUCCUGUCAUGAAUCCCAGGGAGAAGAGAUCAGCACUUCCCUCUCCACUUGCCCCAGACGAUGGCCAGUUUAUGAAGUUCCACAUGGCCAAAUUUUCUACCAAAAUGCUUUCUUUGAGCAGGGCUGGCAGGAUGAUUCCAAUAUUUAGUACAUCUUUACUUCAGGACAAAGGUAGAGUGAGAGAAGGCAUGUGGAACUAUCAGCAGAGGAGAAGAGACAGUGAUGGUGAAGCUGGGAAGAAGCAGAUGUGGGCCAGAGGUCUGUGCUCAAAUGUCACCUCUUUGCUUGUAUCCUGUGCCCUCACGUUCUCCCAAUGUCCCACAGUCACAGAACCAGAAUGGAGAUUCACACAGCUCAAGCACAGGAGGAGCCAAAAUGGAGCCAGAUGGUCUUAUACUCAUUGGCAAAGAGGAGGACAUAAAGAAGUCACAAAGAAUAACAGCCAAAGUUGAUGGCAGAGAAAUUGUUGUUUUCUACCAUGAGGGGAAAUUUCAUGCUCUGGAUUCUCGCUGCUACCAUGAAGGAGGCCCUUUAUGUCGUGGAGAAAUAGAGGAUAUUGAUGGACAAGCGUGUAUUGUUUGUCCUUGGCAUAAGUUUAAAAUCACCUUGGAAACAGGAGAAGGAUUGUACGAAGGAAUAAAUCCUCUGGAGCCAUCACCAACACCAAAGUGGCAAUCAAAAGGAGUCAAACAAAGGAUUCACAAGGUCACAAUAGACAAUGGAAAUGUUUAUGUGAGUCCUCCAGAUUUGUCUGUGAGCUUUGACUCUGAUUAUUUUGCUGAAAAGUACAAAAAUGGUGGUGAAUUAGCUAUGGGAAAACCAAGCCACUCAGAAGCCACAGAAUAGGUCAUGGCCAGACAGCAGAAUCCUGGGGGAUGCACAAAUGAAGAAUCUUUGUUGGGAAAUAAAAAUAUACUGUGCCGUGAAGAUUGUCUCCAAAUUAAAUUCUAAUAUUGUUAUGUUAAAGCAUUGAAAUAUAUAUAAAUGAGUAAGAUAAGAAGCCCUGCAUUGUCAGAAAUGUGACUGAUUUUGUGCUGAGGAUUUUUUUUGCACUUGCAUAUAUAUCCAGCUUAUAAAACUUACUACAUAAUUAAAAGUAGAUAGUCAGGUGUAAAGGUUAUCUUUAUAUACUUAACAGUUUAUAUUUCUAAUGCCUCUGGUAAAAAUGACAUGGAAAUUUUAAACUUUUGAGAUAUUUGUGUGAUCUCUAGCUAUUUAUUAAAUGCCACAAAGGGAAGCACAGAACUUCAGAAUAUUUUUGUGCACUCUUUAUGCCUAUUUGUACAUUACUACCUUGAGUAUAUAGAUGUAUUUCUUUUCCUUCUUCUCACUGAAUUCCUCUUGUUAGUUCAUCGAAUAAUGCAGGAAGGAUUUGUUAUGUAUAACUUGUUCUUCCUGGUUCUUUUGGUUAAAGAGGGAGCUGUUUGGUGUGAUAUGUGAACUAGUAGCCCUUGUUUGUUUUUCUUUAUUGUAACCACAUUUUUCUACAUUCAUUUGAAAAAAAAAAAGCGCUUUCUGUGUAGGGGCAAACCCUGUGUUUUUCUCUAUAUGUUCGCUGUCCAAUAUCAGAUCUACCCCAAAAAACCCUUCCAAGGAAGUUUCUGUCUGAGCUCUUCUGCACCCCGUGAACACAGAGCAUCACAGAAUCAUUGAUGCUGGAAAGACCAUUAAAUCCAACCAUUAAAUCAGCACUGCCGAGCCUAGCACUAAACCCUGUCCCCAAAUGCCACAUCUACACUUCUUUUAAAUAUGCCAUCCUGCAUGGCUGCAAUUCUUCACUGUGGGGUUUUUUUAUGUGAUUUGUUGGGGUUUUUUUGCAAAGUUCAUUCACAGCCAGGUUCAGUUUGAAAUGCCUACUCUUCAUCUCUAAGUUUCUCUUGUGUUUGCAGCAGGCUAUCUUGCUUUUAAUGUAUGUCACGAGUAACUAGGCCUUUGUCAACACUGUUGUUGAUACAAAAGUAUUUAGAAGUAGUGAGGCAGAGGGAAGAGUCAAAGGAAAAUUUGUACAGCAUUGAUCACAACAAAUAAAGCAAAGUACACAAACAAUUAAUUUCACUACAGCAGAGUUGAGAGGAAACCUCCUCUGGUUAUGCCACCUUGACAUGGUUUUUGCAGCUAACAGAGAAAAGUGGCACCUUGAAAGUGCUGUUGAGCUGCCCUACCCCAGUUCUGCAUUUAAUAAGAACUAGAGCACAGAAAUGCUUUUCUUGUCAUCCUCCUCUUCCUCCUCCUUCUCUUCCUUUCCCUGACCACUCAGCCAGCCAGUGCCAAUUAUCAGAUGCAAAUGCCUGCCUUCCUUCAGGUGAAUCACAUCUUGAUUAUCUGCUAGAAAAUGCUGUUGUGUACUGACCAGUUCUGUGAUUUGUUGGGGUUUUUUUUAUUACAAUUUGUUUGCUUUUAAAUGAGUAUGUCAACUUCUCCUCUUGAAGCAGGAAGGUCGAGCAGGUGCCUUCCUGCCAUCUACCCCAGCUGGUGCCCCAAGGGGCUUGGGUGGUGUCCGGAGGAUGAAGAAUUGCUGCUCUUCCCUCCCUCCUCACCCAGCUACCUGCACCUGACAUUAAACUUGACCACAAACGUUGUGUCCUAAUAAAAGACAUGGAUCAUAUAAAAGGAGAGUAUUGCAAGGUCUUCAGAUACACCUGCAUUAACUCAUGUGAUUGCUGAGACAGUAUUUUUUUUACUUUUCUUGAAGUAGUGCAUUACUAGAAAUUGACUCUUUAAAUUAAUAAAGAUGCUGUUCAGUUUAAGAAAGCACUGACUCUGAACAAUAUGCUAUUAUGUGUAUGAUGUUUAGAAGAAUGAUGGAAAUAGGAAGUUUUAUUUCAAAGCUUAAUGGACAUGUUGACACUAGUGGAAGAGUGCUCAGGAUUCUGCAGAAUUACAUUUACUGGCUAAGAUUCAGAAAAGUGUUUAAUCACGAGCUUACAUUUAAUCAUAUUGAAUAAAUGCAACUGCAUGUCCAGACAUAGGUAAAUCCUUUUUCUUCAGUACUUCUCAUGCAUAAUAACUAUCUGCAAGAGUUUAUGGUUGUUAUGAACAGUUUCCAGGUGUUCCCCAGAGAUGUGGGCAGGGCCUUCCUAGUUUCCAUGGCAACACUAAAAAAACUACUAACUCUAGCUAAGUACCGAUAUUGAAAUGCUAAUUAGCUAAUUGCUCUGUUUGUUUUCUCUAAACUACCUGGAGAUAACUGGCCUCCCACCCCUCCACGCUGCCAUUCUGGGACUAACAUGCAAAUAAAAACCCCUUAGGAUCAUGGGAGUAUUUUUAGGAGAUAAAAAGGACUAUAAAUCAAAAACUGAACACAAUAGAGAAGUCUAGACAAAUGUCCUCGCUGA